CAGGCCGUGAGGUGACCACCCCGCACCCGGUCCUGAUCUGAUAUCGAUGGAUCCUUUCCUCGUCCUUUACACUGAUACGUAGACGUCAAAGAGAGAUCGCCCGCUUGAUGCUCUCGAACCUCUUACGGCCUGGCAGAAUUGUUCCGCACCGAAUAAUAGUCAAUCAGCAGUACAGGAUGACCAGCAACAAAUCGUUCAUGGAUAAAGUCCUCGCUCUGCGACCGGACAUGGCCGGUGCAGAUGAGAAGGAGAAGGCUACUAUCUCCUCCUUGAUGUCAGAAGCAUCCAAACUGAGUAGCGAUAUCCAAGCUCUCGACGCCAAGCUCACCUCCCUUACCUACUUGCAUUCGUUACAACCCACACUAGCUGAUGUCGCGUUAUAUACCGAGUUGCAUGGUGAAAUGUCGCGUAUGAAACGUGAGAGGUACUACACCUUGCCUGCAGUUACCCGCUACUACAACCACAUCCAACACCUUCAACCUGUCAACGAAGCCAGAACCUUGCUCCGAGAUACUCCCUUCUUAUUGGUCGAGUUUGAUCUUGACAACAUGCCUCCUAUCGAGCGAAAGGUGGAGGUCAAGGAAAAGAAACCCAAGAAGGAGGGCGCCAAGGCAGCUGAGAAUGAGAGCAAGAAGGCCAAGUCGGCAGACAAGGCGGCUAGUCCCGUCACCAAGACCGAAGACAAGCCUGCCGCUUCGGAGGAGCCUGCCUCGGCGGACCAACUCAAAAAGCAGAAGAAAGAGAAGAAGGAGAAAGCGCCUCAGCCAACUGAAAGCAAGAAAGGCAAGCCUGCCGCUGAGCCAGCCGGCCCUCCUAUGCCCAGCAUGAUCGAUCUGCGAGUCGGGAAGGUUCUGGAAGUAUCUCGACAUCCAGAUGCCGACAGUCUUUACGUAGAGAAAAUUGACAUAGGAGAGGAGACUGGCCCCCGGACUGUAUGUUCGGGAUUAGUCAAGUACAUGAAGGAGGAGGAAAUUCUCGGUCAAAGCCUCGUCAUUGUGUGCAACUUGAAACCUGCGACCAUGCGAGGAGUCAAAUCAUACGCCAUGCUAUUAUGUGCGUCAUCUGCGGAUGGCAAGGACGGUGGACUAGAAUUCGUCAAGCCGCCCGCGGAGAGCCAGCCUGGCGAGAGGAUCUACUUUGAAGGCGAGAAAUACGAGAACCAAACCCCGGAAACUCAGUUGAACCCGAAGAAGAAGAUCUUUGAGACCAUCCAGCCUAACUUUACCACGUUGGAUAGCCUGGAGGCAUGCUGGAUCGAUCCCGAGACCAAGAGCGUUCACAAGAUCCGCACCCAGCACGGUGUAUGCAAGGUCGCCAACCUCGUCGGGGCUAGUUUGUCUUGAGGUCUUGAACGUGUGCUUUAUUCGUUAUGCGAUAGUGUAUCGCUCUUGACGAAUGAUCGCGAAUGCCCAUCUCCCCACAACCCUCUUGAACAUCUUGUCAUUCAUUCACUCAUCAUCCAUCAUCAUUAGCAUCCGAUGAUCCGUACUAUCGUGG
Messenger RNA from Filobasidium floriforme, 1497 nucleotides. RefSeq names its product putative tRNA binding protein. The record is from RefSeq and is a predicted model, not a curated record. Gene Ontology annotation, molecular function: tRNA binding. Gene Ontology annotation, cellular component: methionyl glutamyl tRNA synthetase complex. The transcript has 9 exons. Lineage: Eukaryota; Fungi; Basidiomycota; Tremellomycetes; Filobasidiales; Filobasidiaceae. The coding region runs from base 108 to 1343 and encodes 411 amino acids.